This is a messenger RNA of Epinephelus fuscoguttatus (brown-marbled grouper), 1448 nucleotides long. It is a transcript of the gene qtman, whose product is annotated as glycosyltransferase-like domain containing 1. Gene Ontology annotation, molecular function: glycosyltransferase activity. The transcript is spliced from 11 exons. Lineage: Eukaryota; Metazoa; Chordata; Actinopteri; Perciformes; Serranidae. The coding region runs from base 6 to 1259 and encodes 417 amino acids. The record is from RefSeq and is a predicted model, not a curated record.
GGAAGAUGCAGUCAGAGAGCUCCUCACAGGCUCCCAGUGUCCUGCUGGUGGAGGCGUUCUACGGCGGCUCUCACCAACAGCUGAUCGACUUGCUGCAACAAAACAUUGGCGGCUGCUCCGUCUUCACGCUACCCGCUAAGAAAUGGCACUGGAGGGCGAGAACAGCGGCGCUGUACUUCAGCCAGACCAUCCCCACCUGUCCGUCAUACAGAGUUCUGUUCAGCAGCUCAGUCCUGAACCUGUGUGAGCUGGUAGCUCUCAGACCAGAUUUGUCCCGUCUGAAGAAGGUUCUGUACUUCCACGAGAACCAGCUGGUUUAUCCAGUCCGCAAAGACCAGGAGAGAGACUUCCAGUAUGGAUACAACCAGAUCCUCUCAUGCCUGGUGUCGGACGUGGUGGUGUUUAACUCCGUCUUCAACAUGGACUCCUUCCUGUCCUCCAUCUCUUCCUUCAUGAAGAAGAUCCCAGACCACAGACCCAAAGACCUGGACCUGCUCAUCCGGCCCAAGUGUGUGGUUCUGCACUACCCGGUCCAGUUCCCUGAUGUCUGCAGGCUGCUGCCCAAACACAAACUCCUCCGUAGGCCAGCAGAGCCAUCUCAUGGUGAUGACAUCAUCAUACCGCAGAAUGACCAGCAGCAGACUCAAAGGAGUGAAGAUCAGCAGCAGGAGGAUCCACAUGAGUCCAGAUCUGAUCCCAGAACAGAUCAGAGACCAGGUAGUGAAGACCAGGUGAAACCUCUGCACAUUGUCUGGCCUCACAGGUGGGAGCAUGAUAAGGACCCUGACCUGUUCUUCUCCACUCUGAUCAAACUGAAGGAGAGACAAGUCGACUUUCACCUGUCGGUGCUCGGAGAGACUUUCACUGAUGUGCCAGAGAUCUUCUCGGAGGCCAGGCGUCUGCUAGACGGUCACAUACUGAACUGGGGUUUCCUGUCCUCCAAAGAGGAUUACCUGCGAGUGCUGAGUGAGGCCGACGUGGUCGUCUCCACAGCCAAACACGAGUUCUUUGGAGUCGCCAUGUUAGAGGCGGUUCAUUGUGGCUGUUAUCCUCUGUGUCCGAAGGCUCUUGUGUAUCCCGAAAUAUUUCCAGCAGAGUACCUGUACUCCACACCUGAGCAGCUCUGUAAACGGCUGCAGGGACUUUGCAGGAGGCCCGACAUCGUCCGCAGACACGUAGUCAAGGUUGACACCUCCGUCUUCUCCUGGACAUCUCUGAAGGAGCGUUAUGAGACUCUACUGGCAGCUGAGUGUCCCUGAAUGCACCGUGGCAGCUCGGACCAGGGUAAUCUGCCCUCAUUAGCUCUGAUGUCCCCGAACGCACUACGGCAGCUCAGACCCGGGCACUCUGCCUUCAUUAGCUCUGGAGUCCCUGAACACACCGCGGACCUGGGCACUGUGCCUUCAUUAGCUCUGGAGUCCCUGAACACACCGCGGACCCGGGCACUG